Trichosurus vulpecula (common brushtail) is the source of this 1377-nucleotide messenger RNA. RefSeq names its product Rh family C glycoprotein (gene RHCG). Gene Ontology annotation, molecular function: ammonium channel activity. Gene Ontology annotation, cellular component: basolateral plasma membrane; apical plasma membrane; plasma membrane. Lineage: Eukaryota; Metazoa; Chordata; Mammalia; Diprotodontia; Phalangeridae. Gene Ontology annotation, biological process: ammonium transmembrane transport; ammonium homeostasis. The coding region runs from base 1 to 1377 and encodes 458 amino acids. The record is from RefSeq and is a predicted model, not a curated record. The transcript is spliced from 10 exons.
AUGGCAUGGAAUACUAACCUUCGGUGGCGACUGCCACUCACCUGCUUCAUCUUACAGGUGGUCAUGGUGGUCCUUUUUGGGGUGUUUGUGCGCUACGAUCCUGAAGCUGAUGCACACUGGACUGAAGAAAAGAGGCAUCGCAACAUUUCCAGUGAUGUGGAGAAUGACUUCUACUACCGGUAUCCAAGUUUCCAGGACGUCCAUGUUAUGAUCUUUGUGGGUUUUGGCUUCCUCAUGACCUUCCUGCAGCGCUAUGGUUUUGGUUCUGUUGGUUUCAAUUUCCUCCUCGCGGCUUUUGGAAUCCAGUGGGCACUGCUGAUGCAAGGCUGGUUCCACUCCUUCUAUGAUGGCUACAUCCACAUUGGUGUGGAGAACCUCAUCAAUGCUGAUUUCUGUGUAGGCUCUGUCUGUGUGGCCUUCGGAGCUAUCCUUGGCAAGGUCAGCCCUGUCCAGUUGCUCAUCAUGACCCUGUUCCAAGUGACCCUCUUUUCAGUGAAUGAAUACAUCCUCCUCAACCUUCUCCAGGUAAAGGAUGCUGGUGGCUCUAUGACUAUCCACACAUUUGGGGCCUACUUUGGACUUACAGUGACUUGGAUCCUCUACCGACCUAACCUGGAGCAAAGCAAGGAGAGGCAGAGUUCUGUGUACUCCUCGGACCUCUUUGCCAUGAUUGGUACUUUGUUCUUGUGGAUGUACUGGCCUAGCUUUAACUCAGCUGUUUCCAACCAUGGAGAUGCCCAGCACCGGGCAGCCAUCAAUACCUAUUGCUCCCUGGCUGCCUGUGUUCUCACCAGUGUGGCCCUCUCCAGUGCCCUACAACGGAAAGGCAAGCUUGACAUGGUUCACAUCCAGAAUGCAACACUCGCUGGUGGCGUGGCUGUGGGGACAGCAGCUGAGAUGAUGCUCAUGCCCUAUGGCUCUCUUAUUGUUGGCUUCAUCUGUGGCAUUGUCUCCACUGUGGGCUUUGUCUACUUGACACCAUUCCUGGAGUCUCGGCUGCGCAUCCAAGACACCUGUGGCAUCAACAAUUUGCAUGGAAUGCCAGGCAUCAUUGGGGGCAUUGUGGGUGCUGUCACUGCCAAUGAAGCUAGUAUAGCUGUUUAUGGACACGAAGGGCUCAAGAAAGCCUUUGACUUUGAAGGCUCCAAAAGUGGAUGGAGCCCUCAAAAGCAGGGCCAGUACCAGGCAGCAGGCAUCUUUGUGUCUCUGGCCAUGGCCCUUGUGGGAGGUGCCAUAGUAGGCUUUAUUUUGAAACUUCCAUUUUGGGGACAACCUGCAGAUGAAAACUGCUUUGAGGAUGAGGUCUAUUGGGAGGUACCUGAAGCUGAGAAGAACAGCUACCAUCAUGAGGAUACUACCCUUAAGCCUGUGGCAUGA